UCAAUCCCAUACUCAUUUCUUAAUUUGGCCACUGGGCUGCACUGGUGCAGGAAAACAUUGGAGGCAUGCAAACUUGAAUAAGCCUUUUCCUAAAUUGAUUUUCCGCAUUAAAGAGAAACAAUUCGGAAAAACUGAGAAAUAUUCUAGUUCUUUUACAGCAAACGCAGUUGAAUUCAACCUGAUAAACACCAAACACAAUUUGAUUACUUUUUGAUUCGUUUUACCUUUCAGUUUCACUUUACUAUAAAACUCUUUUCCAACAAUCGUAGGAUUGCCAAACUAAACCUCAGCAGCUAUUUCGGUUCUAGUACUUAUUUUGUUUCCAGAAAGAAACCCCCCAUUUUAGGAAAGCGCGAAUGGCCGAAUCAAUCAAACCAGGUUCUGUGAAAUCUGUAGCUGUAGUGGGUGGUGGUGUUAGUGGGCUAGCUGCGGCAUAUAAACUCAAGUCACAAGGUAUCAAUGUCACUGUGUUUGAAGCUGAAGAAAAAGCCGGAGGAAAACUGAGAAGUGUUUCGCGAGAUGGUCUAAUAUGGGACGAAGGUGCAAAUACAAUGACUGAAAGUAGCAUGGAGGUCAAAGGAUUGCUCGAUAAUUUUGGUCUCAGAGAGACACUGCAAUUUCCCAUAUCUCAGAACAAGAGAUACGUUGUAAAAGAUGGGGCGCCCACACUGAUAGAUUCCAUCAAAUAUUCAAAUCCCAUCGCACUGAUAGCAAGCAGUUUACUUUCCACAAAAUCAAAGUUUCAGAUAUUCUUUGAGCCGUUUCUAUGGAGAUCACCGGCACAUAGAAGUAACCAGUCAAAGAUGUCAACUGAGUAUUCUCAAGAAAGCGUCAGAGAAUUCUUCCAGCGCCAUUUUGGUGAAGAGGUUGUUGAGUAUCUUGUUGACCCUUUUGUUGCGGGUACAAGUGCUGGAGAUGCUGAUUCACUGUCUAUGGCUCAUGCAUUUCCAGAGCUAUGGAAUCUAGAAAAGAAGUUUGGUUCAAUCAUAGUAGGUGCAAUACGGUCUAAAAUGUCAGGUAAACAAAAGAAUGGGGGGAAGGACACUUCUUUAGAAAAAGGGAAGCUACAGCGGGGCUCAUUCUCAUUUCAGGGAGGGAUGCAGAGACUCACUGACAUGUUAUCCAAAGAUCUUGGAGAUGAUUUGAAACUGAAAUCAAAGGUGCUAUCGUUAUCGUAUAAUGGUGAUGAUAUAUCUCCAUCAAAUAACUGGUCCCUUUCUUAUGCUACUGACCAAAAGACAGGCGAGCCCUUUGCACACCAAUCUUUUGAUGCAGUCAUUAUGACCGCUCCGCUAUGUAAUGUGAAAGAAAUGAAGAUUAAAACACGUGGAGGUCCUUUCAAACUUGACUUUAUUCCAAAGAUUACUUACUUGCCACUCUCAGUAGUAAUUACAGCCUAUAAGAAGCAGAAUGUCAAGAGACCACUUGAGGGAUUUGGUGUUCUAGUUCCUUCCAAAGAGCAACAAAACGGUUUGAAAACCCUUGGUACUCUCUUUUCUUCCAUGAUGUUUCCUGAUCGAGCCCCCAGUGACAUGUAUCUCUAUACUACGUUUGUUGGAGGUAGUAGGAAUCCAGAGCUUGCAAAAGCUUCAUUGGAUGAGCUGAAGCACGUUGUUACUUCAGACCUCAGGAAGUUGUUGGGUGCAGAAGGAGAGCCGGGAUUUGUGAACCACUUCUACUGGAGUAAAGCCUUUCCCUUGUACGGACAUGGCUACAACUUAGUUAUGGAAGCAAUAGAAAAGAUGGAAAGAAGUCUUCCAGGGUUCUUCUAUGCAGGUAACCAUCGGGCCGGAGUAUCUGUUGGAAAGGCAAUAUCUUCUGGUUGUGAAGCAGCUGAUCUUGUCAUCUCUCAUCUCAAUAAAAACUUGGUUAGAGAAGAUAAACUGAGGUAGUAAAAUAUACAUUACUUGAUGCUUAGCUGCAAUCAUACUGGAGGAUACCUCAACUACUAGAUACUUCAAAAAAAAAAAAAAGAGUUUUUGUACACAUUUUCGUAAUUUUAUCACCUUGAGAAUCAUAUUCAAACUCUUAUUUCGACGAUUAGCACGUAUUUACGUUUCAGAACCUCA
This is a messenger RNA of Papaver somniferum (opium poppy), 2069 nucleotides long. RefSeq names its product protoporphyrinogen oxidase 2-like. Bases 357 to 1892 code for a protein of 511 amino acids. Gene Ontology annotation, cellular component: mitochondrial inner membrane. Lineage: Eukaryota; Viridiplantae; Streptophyta; Magnoliopsida; Ranunculales; Papaveraceae. The record is from RefSeq and is a predicted model, not a curated record. The transcript has 18 exons. Gene Ontology annotation, biological process: heme biosynthetic process. Gene Ontology annotation, molecular function: protoporphyrinogen oxidase activity, oxygen as acceptor.